GUGCAAGGCGGAGAGGCCAGCAGGGUUGUGCUCCACCAUAUUGGUGUCGGGAAGCCGCCGGCAACGGUUGAGGCCUCUCCCCUGCCCCUGGCCCCUGCCGCAGCCGCCGCCAGUUGCGCUCACCACUCUGUGCGGUGCGGACUACCACGCUCGCCUCCCGUCCGCCCACACGUCCCUCUCGCACACCCUGUCAUCCCUUCAUUACCAGGUGUGGCCGCGGCAGAUAUGUGGAGUAUGGACCUGAAGGGGGCACAGGAGGCCUUCCUGGCUGUGCUGCAGCAGAUCCCUCAACCCGAGACGAGAAAAGCCUUCCUAGCGUGGGUUGACGACACUUGGAUUAGAGGAGUUGCCCCUACCUUGAUGGUAUGUCCCCCACCAUGUCCACCACCACCAUUGGCACCUGCAUGUACCUCGGAUUACAGUUCAGGAGACACCAAACUACGAAAGAUUGCCGACGACCUCCGUGAAAUCAUGCCACUUAAUGCCAUUUUGCCAACUGAACAGAUCACCUUCCCUUCUGUAGGAGAGAAUGCAGAUUGUGACCCAACUCAUACCCUACAUGUUGAUGCCUUUCUUUAUGAUGAGGACAUGGUCGACGAGUUGUGUGACACUGGAGAGCUGGCACGCAACUAUUGUGUUGAUUGUUCAUCACAUAAUACGCAACCCAUUACAUAUAUCAGUCACUCUGCUUCAAGAGAAAGAUUAGCUUAUAUUUUCCGUGCACUUCUUCCACCUAUUCCCGAAGACACCAUAUUACUUGACAUCGGCUCAAGAUUAGGAGCAGUAUUGUAUGGGGCUUACAUUUACACUAAAUGCCGGAGAAUAGUCGGGGUGGAAAUUAAUCAAGAUUUAUGCCAAGUUCAACAAACAAUCAUCAAUAAAUACCAGUUUCAGGACCGUGUUCAGGUGAUCCCUGGUGACAUUCAGGAGCAAGGAGAAGUAGUGCGGGCUGCGGACAUAAUUUGUCUCAACAAUGUGUUUGAAUUCUUCAUGCCUGCUGGUGUUCAAGCGCGCAUUUGGGCAUUUCUGCGAUCAAAUGCAAAGAAGGGAGCUCUGCUAGUAACCAUACCCUCCUUAGAAGAUUGUCUGCAGUAUAUAGAUUGUGGAUUCCGGUAUCAGGAAUGGGCGCGAGAGGUUCCUCCACAUAACCCAAACAUCACUGCGCCCUUCGAUUUCCAGAGUGAAACAUCUGAAGUCAAGCUUUAUCAAGUCAUUUAAGGAUUUUGUGUCUUAUAUAGUACUGAUAUCAAAACUGUUGCAAUAAUUUUGAAAGUGAUGAAUAUUUGGCUUGCAUUAAGUGUUCAAAUGUGAAUGAAGAAUCUGUUUGGUUAUAAAAAGAAAUAGUCCGGUCAACAUGGCUUGGUAUUACUGUACAAUGAAGAAUAUUAUGCAGAUGAAUGGAGUGUGAAUGAAGAACAGUCUUGUUGCAGUUUUAGGGAUUGAGCUGCAUUUAAAUAAAAAUAAUCUGACUGUAUCCCUCUUGCCAAAGACUUGAACAUUUUUUAGAUGUUCAUUGUUAUGUAAUGUCAUCGAAUUGUUGAAGACUUAUUCUUGAUGUGUACUGUUUUAAGUACACAGCUCCUAUGUAUAUAGUAUGACAAAAAAAAGUGUGCCAUUGCCUUUGUCUGCCUUAUAAUGUCAAGGUGUUUCUCAUUUUCUCUGUAGAAAACUAUGGUAGACGUACAUAGAUGUGGAGAGUAUUCACGUGUUCGGUUUGUUAUAUAGGGUGAUGUCUUUGCACAGUAAAACUUCAAAAUAAAAAGUUUAUUUUUAUAUGAAUUUUUAUAUUAUGCUGUUAAUGUCAGUAACUUUGUGUAUUCUAUCCAUAUGUUUGAUGCCUUGUUUUAACUGGGAUUCAGGGGUGACCGUAGAGGUAAUCUUCCCCAAAACGUUUGUCACUUGCCAUCCUCACAUAGUUUAAAUUACUAAAACAACUAGAAAUAUUUAAUGAAAACAUUAGUCAAUAUUAGUAUGAAAUUGAAACACAUGUUGCUGGUAAUAAUGGAAGAAAUAUGAAGAACGAAGUUGCAUCACUUAAUUAUACUCAAACAGGAGAGGGAGAAAGGGAAGGUGUAGAAAAAGCAAUAAAUGAACAUUGGAAAUUAUCGUUCAAUGAGAAGACAAUGCCAAGCUUUAGAACGUUUAGUAAACCAACAAGUGUUGCUGCCAUAAAAAUUUGGCCACAGAAAAUGGGCCAUUGUAGGAAAAAAAGGGUACUUAAUUUAUUUUCUUCUGUGGGGGAACUUUUAAGUGACUGCCGGCUGCCACCUGAAAUAUCCACAUUGAUUCUUUUCUGAAAGAAUGUUCAUAUUUUUUAAUUUCUGUACUCUUUGGAACACUAAGAACUCUAAUAAUUGUUAGUUUGUUAUUGGGGUGCUUAUAUAUUCAGAAACUGAAAUUUAAUUAAUUUUGUAUUACCAGACAAAGAAAAUAACUGAUUUCAAAAUUCUCUUUAUUCAGCAACCAAUAAAUGUGUAAAAUCUUGACUGGAAAUGAUUAAACAAGAAUGUCUUACAUAUCUCAGGGUACUGGUAUGAAAUAUAUUUUUAUUUUAUCUUUUCUUUUUUUCAAGAGUAUCGCAAACAUGAAAUCACUGUUAUUUGCCCAUGUACUCUACCCAUUUGCCAAGUCAGGAUACGUGGAGCACGUUGACCGUGUGUAUGACCUGGAGCGUGGGCACUGUACAUGACGAGUGGGUGAUUCUCUGUUUUAUACACGAGGGAGGGGGGGUGGGGGUGGGGGGGGGAUGAUUUAGUGAACCUGACCAUUUUGGUUGCAACCAACAAGUGUGGUGUUGUGGCAGUUGCUUUGGCUUCCAUAUGUUUUAUGUGCCUUGACUUCGGUGGGGGAUGUGACACAACCAAAACCUGCAUAUUUUAUAUUGAAUGUUUGCCUGUACAUGUGACAAAAUCUUACUUUAUUGAUUUCUAUAAUUAUAAGGGGAUGAAUAAAAAAAUAUACAUA
Molecule: messenger RNA, 2964 nt
Organism: Procambarus clarkii (red swamp crayfish)
Lineage: Eukaryota; Metazoa; Arthropoda; Malacostraca; Decapoda; Cambaridae
Source: RefSeq, a predicted model, not a curated record